AUGCAGAGGCUGUGUGGUAUGCGCCCCGAAGGGCUGACGGUCCAGUCGAGGUUCAGCCCUCUACCGUCGAUGUGUUUCUUCGACACAAUUCUCGUCCCCUUGCCGGCGUGGAUCCGUCUCGUCGUUACCUUCGCCUUGUUCCAUUUCGUUGUCCGGGUCCUCAUUGUCGAAAAGAUCAAGCGGUACGCCGUCAAGAAGGAAUGGCAGAGGCACGCCCAGCUGUCCUUCUACUACUUUUCGAUCCUUGUUGUCUUCCUCAUGGAGAUCCUUGAAAUGGCACGGCUAGUGGGGCUCCGCUUCGCCAUCGGUCUGAUCCCCUUUGUGUUUGCUGGCUGUGGUGUAAGCGCGGCCAUGCAGGCUACCCGUGGUGCCAAGGGCCGGAUACGCAACUGGCAGCCGGCCAACGUGAUCUUCUGGAUCAUGAGCGUCGCUAUCACCAUCCUCAAGAUCCUUACAAUCCAGCGGUCCAGCAUGCGCAGUCCGGAGUUCAGGCGGAUGGGCUCCGACUACCCUACGACCCAUCAGGUGCAGGACUUGGCCAUCAUCGCUGGGUUCUAUUUCCUGCUCCUCGUCAACGAGAUUGCGCUCAUGUUCCAGAAGACUUGGGAAGAGACCGUCGAUGGCGAUAACAUGAAGAAGCUGCGCCUUACCCGGUCGAUCAGCGACCAGGCCCAGUACGACCUCACCCGCGCUAUCGAGGAGGGCUACUACCCGUCCGGCGUUACUUAUCUCACGCUCAGGCUGGAGGGCGAAACCGCCAGCGAAAAGGCCGCCAGCAAGGACGAUAUCCUCAAGAAAACUGCUAGCAUGGACCCCUCCAUCGCGGGAUCCUCGUCCAGCGAGAAGACGGCAGGCAAGAGAACAAUGGAAGAAGACAAGAUCGAGCCCGUGCCCCUGAUCCCGCCCAGCUUCCGGCGCAACAGCGAACGCUGGUCCUCAGCCAUGACGCUCAGGGACGCCGGCGCCGAAGACAACAUGAACGAAAAGAUCGGCGGCAAGGACACGAAGAAGCGUGGCAGCGAGAGAUGGUCUUCCACUAUGACGAUCAAGGAGCCUAUACACCAUGAAGGUCACGACAAGCGCAUCUCGAGCUUCGCCACCCCCAUGGUCGCUGAUAUUGACGAAACCACUCCCCUGGAGCACUCACCAUCGACUUCAUCAUCUCGCUACGAAGACGAGCACGCCGCUCAGAAGAACAUGCUCCUUGACAGCCCGUUCCCCAUAAAAGAGCCCGCUGAGAGGCGGUCCUUCUUGCUCAAGCCUUCGCGUCCUAACACGGAACGGUGGUCCAACGCGAUGACUCUCCGCGGCGAACCGUCGUCGGCGAACCAAGAACCUCCUCCCAAGGAUUACGUUUCCGACAUGGAGGCCCCUUCUCCCCCCAACAUGCCUUCUGCGUCCGGGACGGCACCAUCGACUCCGGAGCGCAAGGCCUCUCACAGCGAAAGAAAUAUGAUGAGGCGGUGCUCUGACGCGUCGGCGAGGUCUAUCAGGCGAUUCUCGGGACGCAGCGACCUCCGCGAGGCGGCAGCUACCGCGGCGGCGUUCAUGGAAGGUGACGCGCCGAUUCCGUCACCAUUCCAGUCACCGCCCCUGUCGCCAACGGAGAUGCAGCCGCUGCAGCCGGAACAAUACGACAUCAACCACACGCAUCCAUGA
Messenger RNA from Colletotrichum graminicola M1.001, 1659 nucleotides. RefSeq lists its product as uncharacterized. NCBI's taxonomy places the organism in Eukaryota, Fungi, Ascomycota, Sordariomycetes, Glomerellales, Glomerellaceae. The transcript is spliced from 2 exons. The coding region runs from base 1 to 1659 and encodes 552 amino acids. The record is from RefSeq and is a predicted model, not a curated record.